Molecule: messenger RNA, 861 nt
Organism: Aspergillus mulundensis
Lineage: Eukaryota; Fungi; Ascomycota; Eurotiomycetes; Eurotiales; Aspergillaceae
Product: ankyrin repeat domain-containing protein
Exons: 2
Coding region: 1-861 (286 amino acids)
Molecular function (GO): protein binding
Source: RefSeq, a predicted model, not a curated record
AUGGAUGUCCUUCCUCCAACAGACCUGCCCCCCAUCGGCCCAGGCCAGUACCCUCAACCCCCAACCCGCACGUCACCCGCUACCCUUGACCAAAUACAUGAUUUCCUCCUCAAUGGGGAUAUCCAGCGAUUCCGACAGACCCUCGACUCGCCAUGUUGCUCGUCGCGCGACUUCAACAUAUGCGACCUAUCCGCGAUCAUGGUCGAAGCCAUCAAACGGAACAACCUGCAGUUCAUCCAAGAGCUCCUUGCUCGCGGCCUGCCCAUGAAUCCGCUCUACGCCUUGCGAGCGAUCGAAGCGAAGGCGACCAGCGCCCUGGAUGUUUUCAUCCAAAGCGGGUGGGACAUCAACCAGCCCGUGAGCGAGCUUAGGCCUCCGGUCUUAGGCGACGCCAUUGCAGACGAAGAGAUGACCUCUUGGCUGCUCGGCCAUGGAGCCGAUCCCAAUCGCCGCUGUGUGAUCGAUCUCACCCCGCUUUCUCUUGCUGUCGAGAGCGCCCCGCUUCCUAUCAUCAGCCUCAUGCUCAGCCAUGGCGGAAACGUUCGGCAGGGCCAGCUCCUUCAUCACGCAGUUCAGAGGCAGUCUGAUACCGUCGCGGUCUUACGCCUGCUCAUCGAGAAAGGCGCGCCCGUCAACGCAUGUAUGUACGACGAUUAUCCUUCUUGGGCGCUGUUCCACUUUAUGGGUCUCGGAACUGCCCUACACAAAGCAGCGGAACUAGGUCACGUAGAUGCAGUUCGCUAUUUGAUCAGCCAGGGAGCGGACCGGCGUAUCAAGGAUGCAAAUGGCCGAACAGCUAUGGAGUGUGCGCGAAUGUCGGAUCAGCAGCAGGUCAUCGAGGCUCUGAAUCAGGCGGAGUAG